This is a messenger RNA of Seriola aureovittata, 8071 nucleotides long. It is a transcript of the gene rabl6b, whose product is annotated as RAB, member RAS oncogene family-like 6b. Gene Ontology annotation, cellular component: nucleus; cytosol. The transcript has 17 exons. The record is from RefSeq and is a predicted model, not a curated record. Lineage: Eukaryota; Metazoa; Chordata; Actinopteri; Carangiformes; Carangidae. Gene Ontology annotation, molecular function: GTP binding. Bases 398 to 2665 code for a protein of 755 amino acids.
UGACGCUGGAACGGUGGCUGCUUUUUUCUUUCCAAAGGAAUGUCGCUGCUAUAUCUCUGUUGGGAUGGAGGUCUGACAGAUAUUUUGAGACAAAGAUGUCGGGACAACAGUUUCUUAUCUCAUUACAUAACCAUGAUGCUCAAAACAACAUGGUAGUUACAUCCACCACUGACUGGCGAGCAAGAACAUUCAGUCAGGUUUGAGAGAUCAGCGGCUGAAUUCAGAGUCACUAUUUAGUAUUUUGGCAUCAGAUUUUCUUCUAAGCAUGGACCUUUAGAUUCCUCAGCCAUCAGGAUACACUUUUACUCUUUAACUUCGGUUGUUGUGGGACGAAUUGUCAGGGAAGUUCCACUGUACUACCACUUGUUUCUGAACAAGCUAGUGAAGCCUCGUCAAGAUGUUUUCAGCGCUGAAGAAGCUGGUGGGAUCUGAGCCAGGGCAGUUCAGGGAGAAGAAUAUCCCAGCUGGCAUGCAGUCGAUGAACCAAAGUUUGCAGAGACGCUUCGCCAAAGGGGUUCAGUAUAAUAUGAAAAUAGUCAUCCGGGGAGAUAGGAACACUGGAAAGAGUACUUUAUGGCAUCGCCUGCAGGGCAAGAAGUUUGUGGAGGAGUACAUACCGACUCAGGAGAUCCAAGCCACAAGUAUACAUUGGAAUUACAAAACUACUGAUGAUGUGGUCAAAGUAGAGGUUUGGGACGUGGUUGAUAAAGGCCAAAAAUAUCCUCUCCCUGAAGGUGUAGGCAAAGGCAAAAGGCGUGGAGACAAUUUGAAACUGGAGAAUGAGCCCCAAGAGUCCGAUGAGGUUGCCCUGGAUGCAGAGUUCCUGGAUGUGUACAAGAACUGCAAUGGAGUCAUCAUGAUGUUUGACAUUACUAAGCAGUGGACAUUUAACUACAUCCUGAGGGAACUGCCCAAAGUACCCACCCAUGUGCCGGUGUGUGUGUUGGGUAACCACAGGGACAUGGGCGAGCAUCGUGUCAUCCUUCCUGAUGAUAUAAGGGACCUGAUUGCUGGACUGAACAGACCAAUGGGAUCAUCUUACAUCCACUAUGCUGAGUCUUCUAUGAAGAAUGGGUUUGGCUUGAAAUAUCUGCACAGAUUCUUCAACAUCCCCUUCUUGCAGCUACAGAGAGAGACCCUCCUGAGGCAGCUGGAGACCAACCAGCUCGACAUGGAUGCCACCCUGGAGGAGCUCUGUGUCCAGCAGGAGACUGAAGAUCAAAACUAUGAGAUUUUCCUGGAGAACUUGGAGUCUCGCAGUAAGAGCUAUGGCUCUCCUGGUCCAGCUAACGGUUCCUCCUCAGGCUCUCAAUCCCCCAUCGUCCCUCCCAGUGGGGCCUCCACAGGCAGCUCCAGCCCCAGCACCCCUCAGCCUCCCAUCCUCUCUCAGAUGAUCCCGCAGUCACCAUCUGUGUCUGCGUCCUCCCCUCCACCUCCCUCAGCAGCGGUUAGCGGGGCAGCUUCACCUACUGUUGAGUCAAAGCCAUCAGCCCAGUCUCCUGAGCACCAACAGUCCUCAGCUGCAUCUGGAGCCUUGGCCCCCCAGAAACGCAGCUUCAUCUCCCGUUGGUUUGGUUCAUCACCUGCUGCUGAUGCUCCUGUUUCUGCACCAGAGGACCCUACUGCACCAGUGUGUCCUGCUAAGGUUCAGAGUGUGGAUGAUUUUGUGCCAGAUGAGGGACUGGACAAGAGUUUCCUGGAGGACAGCCUGCCCACAAAGACCAAGGUGCCGCAACCUGCACAUGCUCCAGCUCUGGACAGUGACAGUGAUGGCGAAGACAGAGGAAACCCCAUGGUGUCUGGCUUCCAGGAUGAGCUCGAUCCUGAUGACACUAAGCCCAGCCUUCCCCAACCUAAGACCCUGCCCCCCAGUAAAGAUAUCACUCUAACUAGUGACGAGGAGGAAGGAGUACCAGCAGCCCACACUAUCACACAGGACCAAGACUUGGACAGUGAACCUGAGCUGAAAGCGCCUGUGGUGCAUAUCACAAAACCAAAGGUGGCAUCUAAAGCUCCAGAGCCCAGAAGCCAGACCACAGCGCCCAUCUCCCUCACUUUAAUUCCAGCAGUUGAACAGCCAGCCCUGCAACAAGGCAAGAAGAAGGGAAACACACCCAAAACUGAGGACUCUGAUACCGACCCCGAGGCCCCUGUCGCCCAGCAAAUGCUCUCUUUUGUCAUGGAUGACCCCGACUUUGAGUCGGAAGCUUCAGACACACCAAAAAUAGCAAAGGAUACAUUUCCAGUUAGGGACGAGCUUCUGUCUGAUCUCUCUGACGAUGACAUGCAGUUAGCCAAAGUGCCAGAACCUAUGAAGCCCACUGUGAUUUCCUUCAAACAAAAGGACGACACUGACCUGUUUGGCCUCGGCAUCCAAGAAGAGGCUCCCACAGCCAAGGACAGCAGUGAGGAGCAGGAAGAGAAAGAAAGCAAACAUUCCUCUAAAGAGAAGAAGAAAAAGAAGAAGAAAGGCAAAGAGGAGGAUGACAAAAGUAAGAAGAAACACAAACACAAGAAAAAGGAAAAAGACGAAGUUGCUGAAGGAGACGACAAAAAGAAAAAGAAAUCCCGGACCAAGAAAACAGAUGUGGAUGAACUGGAGGACUUUCUGGGCGGAGGAGCAGGUUUGAUCAAAAGAGAUGACGGUGAUUAUGAAGAACUAUAAAGGCCUCUGUUUUAUUAGGAAAUGGAGCCACUGAUCAACAGAAAGGCACAUGGUCAUUCAAAAACUCCUGGAUCCUUGACUUGUAUGUGCAUAAAGCAGCAUCUCCAAGCCAUACGCAAUACGCAAGGCUACUGACGACACCCAGGUAAAAUAACCAAGGACUCUGGUACCUGUAUGUUCCUUCUGUUUGAUUUCCCCAUCUGCACUACUGCUGUCACCUCCGCUCCAAACAGUAAGAAAAGGCAGGGACACCCUCAUGUUCUGUAGUGAGCUAUGACAUAAAAUUUGAUUGGUGUAGCCACAGAUUGGCUCUUUGUACUUUGAUAUGUUGGCUGAAUAUUUUCUUUGAUUUGAUACACUCUGUAAGUGAUCCACUCCAAAUCAACUGCUGUAAAUAGGGUUAUUAUUUUGUCUGAAUGUUUGUGUGGUUCGUGUAAUAAUUGAGAGCAUGCUCACAGUGACGACUGACUCUUUGGAGACUCCAUAGUGUAGAUCAUUUUUCUCUUCUCUCAUUUCGGCUGAAAUGGUUUCAGACAGAUCCUUGUCCAGAUUUAUUCUUUUGUCUCUAAUUAUGAACAGUGAAAAAUUCAGAGUGAGUAAAUUAGGAAUGUUGCCAUUCAGCAACAAAGGAAAUGGCUUACCCUUCUUCUUACUCUUGGAGUAUGUCCACACUAAACUGGCUUAAUUUUAAAAUGCAUCUUUUUGUCUCUUUCUGCUUUUUGUCCACACUGUUUUUAUCCAACAACGUAGCUUUUUGAAAAACAGUAUCCGAGCUCUUGGAAAACCAUGUUUUAAGCCUAAAAGGUGGCAGCAAAGUCAAGAAGACAAAUUUUUGUCACCUCCAACAAUCUCUGUGAUCACUUUUUAAAUUGUUGCUAUAGCCAAUCACACACUACAGGGGUUAUCAUUAGGCUGUGUUUAUCCUGAUUUUGGUCAGUCCUUCUCAUCAUAAAUAGUAAUUUGAGAAAAAAUCAUUAUCAUUUGGAAGUUUUUACAAACUGCAAAUAAGGACUGAGUUAUGAAUUUGACUGUCUUAAAAACUGGCAUUAUAAUGAAUAUCCCGUCUGGAUACGGAAAAACGCAGUAUGUUGACGCAGUAUUCCAAAAUGUAAAUGCACAGAAUGCUGUUGGGUCGGCCGCACUGCAUCUGCAGGGGAUCAUACUCGGCUUGUUUGUGGAUCUCAACCUCAGUAUAAAUGACAUCUGUACAGUAUGACCACCUUGCGAAGAAAUAAUUGUCCAGUAAAGUCACCAAACUCUGUCUCUUCUACUCACAAGCAAUCCUGGCAGAAGCUGUAAGUAGCAGCUGUAGCUAGCAAGUCUUCCCUUGGAAGAAGUGAUUUAAAAAAUUGACAACCAUCCAUAGCACUCCUUCUUUUGACUGACUGUUUGUUGACAGGUCCGCCAACAUUUCUAACUAACUUGCACUUGUAUUUGGUGAGGAUGAUAGGCUUGCUAGCUUGAUUUGUCUGUGAUUUGAACAGUGUCUGUAUGUUGCACAUUGAUACUGAGAGAUGGUACUUAAAGGAUAACUCCAACUUAUUUCAACUUGGUGUAUUUCUCAUAAAUGUGGUUAUUGUGGGUCUAUGGGUCAUGUUAACUUUGCACUCGUCACCUCAUCAUGGAUGACCUUCAGGGGAUUGAGGCAAAACAGAGUUUAUAUUGGGACAACCAGGCUCAGAGUCUAAAUGUAUACACAGAAUGUAGACGCUGGGAUCAUCCAUUAUGGGGAACCUAUAUGGAUCUACAUGGAGGGGCACUUGCUGGAUGACCUAAUCAUUCUAUUUAUGAAUAUUUCUUUACAGUGGAUCCAGGAAUAUAACCAAAAGCUAGUGUUUGCUGGUGGAGACACAUGUUGUAAACCCUCACACAGCAUAUUACAUGUUGUGUUGUUUAAUUUCAUAUCUGGGCAGCUGAGCGUUUGACCAGUCGGCCUCUAUCUUCUGUCAGUUUUGGGAAGAUGAAAUAAGUCUUCAGGAGGACAAUGUUGAUAAGCGCUGCAAAACCAUUCCUUGUAGUCGCACUGCUGGAAUUCCUAUCAUCGGUGGAGAUAUCUGAGAUGUCUUGAUUCUGCAGCAGAGGGUUGUUUUUCUGGAUGGUCCUGCCUGUUUGUUUCAGCUCAUCGUCUGUUUACUCUGGUUUGGAUAAAUGCAGUCGACCACCGCAGGGAAAUGACUCGUCCUCAUAAUCCUCCACAGCACAAUUCUUUAUUGAAUUUAGUUUUAUGAGUUUCCUUAUAAGACUGUAUAACAGCAGUGAAAGUCAACCUCUCACACGUAAAAAAAAAAAAACUGGCGGUGCGGCAGAAUAUGCAGGGGGGUUAGGUCAGCCUGCAAGUUGCCCUGGAUGUGAUAAGUUGGCCAAUAAUGACUGUUACUAGCAGCUGUGUUUAAUGACUUACUAGCAGCUGUGUUUACUUUGGGUCAGACUGAGAGACAAAUGUUUAAAAUGAUUCAUGUGAAAACAUGUUUAUUUGGAAAGCUGUAGGAUGCUUGUGCUGGUUGCACCAAUAUACACUGUUUUCCCCGUAUCUGAACAAUGGAGUGCAAAGUUAGUAUUAGCCAUGAGCUACAAAAGUCACAUUUAUGGGAAUUAGACCAAGUUGAAAUAAGCUGGUAUUAACCUUUAAUGAAUGGGAGCUGUGUGUGUUUGUGCAUCUUUUCUAAUUCUAACUCUAAUUAUUAAUAUGUAUUGUGGCUUAACCUCUGAGUCUGUAAUGUGUGAAACUGAGUAUCAGAGAGAAACUUAACUUUUAAGUUUAAUUCCAAUUUGGCAGUGACGGGGAAGUAACACUACUUAACGCCUAAAAACUGUUUAAAUGUCCACUUUCAGGUUUGUCAAACUUUUUAUUUGUAUAUUGAAAACCUAAAGAUUUUCUUUGUGUACUCCAUCCAAGAUCAAAUACCUGGUCGCAAACAGAAUAAAAGUUUCACAAAUGUGAAACUGUAUUUUAAACUAUCUUUAAAAUCUCUCAGUAAAUCUAAAAUCUAAACUCGGUUUGUGGUCUGGAUAGAGAAAAAGUUCUGAAAUCACAAUUUCUUGUGUUUUCACAAGUAGAAUAAAGUGGAAAUGUGGUGGUUUUUAAGAAAGAAUUGGCCUGUUGUCUGGUUUCCUAGUUUUCAUAAAACGGUUUCCCAAAUCUGCUUUUAAACUGCUUUAACUAGAAUGUCUAAGUCCCCUUCACAGCAACAGUGGAUCAGAAUAGAACGGCAUCUUCUUCUCACGGUGUCUAUAUUGUAUUGUUAGUAUCAUUUUUUAUUGUUAAUAUUAUCAUUUAAGUUUUCCAUAACUUUCCCCUUAACUGCCAAAUCAAAAGCUAACGUCAGCAUCACCUUUUUCUGCACAACUGUAAUUGUUGCGUUAAUAGAAAGGUCGAUGUGAUUCAAAAGAGAGAGGGAUCAGGUUAGUCCUAUGGUUUCUACUCUAAUUACAGAGCCACAGCUUAACACGCAUGUAAAGGCGACUUCCACAGAGAGGAACUUGCUAGUCUAGAGAGUGAUCAUCAUCUGACUCACCAGCCGUGUGUCAUGGAAAGUGUCCUGGAAAAUGAUCAGCCUGCCCUCGCUGCCCAGUGAGACCAUGUAUUGCUCCAGGUUCAUUUUUGAAUCCUAAAGCUGUGUUUACAUACAGAAACAUUUGUUGUUGGUGCUGUCGGGUGCUGGCUUAUACUGGAUGUAGUCUUGGUGGGAAACUAACAACAGACACUAAGCAACACUUUCAAUUUUAUAAUAUCAUCCACUGGUCAAAAUGGCUGAAACAAACUAUCUUCUCUCCCCGUUCACUUCACUUUUCCUGGCCUUCCUUUCUCUGCCACAUGCAAUAGGCUAUGUACAAAUUCUCCUCAUGUUUUCUGCAAUUGCCUUAAUGGAGGUUAUUACAAGGGAAUCACAUGCCGCUAUCCUCAUGAACCAUUAUAUUAAGUGUUCUUAAUGUCAACAGUUUAGUAGCUCAGUUGGGUUAAACAGAAUAUGUCAUCCUUAAAGCCUGUUGUAAGGUUGCACUGAGUCAGUACAUUUGUUUGGCUUUUUUUUUUUUUUUUUUGGACAGCAAAACAUCAUAAAGGAGUAUGAUGGAAUUAUGUUGAAAAUGAUCUGUUCGUGCAACAUUUCCAAAAAUUUCUCUUUGUUUUAUUCUUGUGUUAUUUAUUGCUUCUGUUUUGUUUUUUUGUUUUGUUUUGUGUCUGAGUUUUUGUUUGCGAUUUGUCCUGAAACUGUCCUUAGCAGUCAAACAACAUCAUGCAGCUUUUUAUGGCUUUUUGUUGUUCACAUUCGUGAACUUUCUCCUGUAAUACAUUCUCCAAACGGUUUAAUUCCACUGCUUUUAAGGAAAUGUACGUGGUGAUAUGUCCUGCUAAACUUUUACCUUCAUUUCUUUUGUCCAAUGCCUCAAAUUGCCUGCUCAUGAUAGACAGAAAUGACAUAUAGUAUCUUCCAUAAAAUGCAUCAUCAAAAUGUUUCAAAUAAGUGAAGCAUUCUUGCAUCUAAGAUAAGUAAUGUGUAUUUUUAGACAUGUUUUGACAAGUGACAGGUUUCAUACAUUUUCCAUUUCCCAUACAUACGGUUACACUGUUGGUUUACAAAGACAUUAUGUUUGAUAUUCCAAAGUUGAAACUAUGCAGCAUUGAUCCUGAAUACUGUAUGCUGUUUUUUUGUCUUCUGUCAUGUGAUUGAGGAUAAAUGCUGAAAGCAGUUUCAAAGCAAAGCAUGAGACUUAAAUGUACAGUAAAAAGAGAAUGUAUAAAGUAUAUAUAUAAAUAGAUAUAUUUGAAGAGCUGUGUUCCAAGAUGAUAUACAGUAUACACCAUGUGGAAACAAAGCUCCAGUAGGGAAAUUAUAUGCACAAGUACAGUCACUUAUACAGUUUAUUGGUGCACCUGGCUGAAACUAAUGCAGAGUAAUCCAACAGUCCUGCAAUAAAUCAUCCUUCAUGAAGGUUAAAAUGCUCAGUGUUUGUUGAAACUGUUAAAGAGGUGUUGACUCAUUUUAACCGCUGAAUUGUAUUGUGCUAUGUUGACAAGUGUUUCUGUGAUUUUAGGGUAAAUCACAGAAACUCCUCUUUUCAACAGCACCACAAACUAAAUGAUACAUAUCAUAUCAUAAUCAUACAGCUGAAUCAGCACCUCUUUAACACAGUUUCAAUAAAAACUAAACAUUAUAACCUUCGUCAAGGGAGAAUUUAUUGCAGACUGUUGUAUUAGUGUUAGCCAGGUGUUCCUAAUAAACUGUCGACUGAGUGUAUAUAAUAGAUAUUGUAUUUCAGAUACUGUUUCCACAUGGAUGUAUGACAUUUUGGAAUGAAACCCUUCAUAUAUUUUUCACCCCAUGACAUGUUCCAUCUUUACACUGUGUGAGUUUGCCUAUGUUUGGUUUGUCCAAUAAAUGCAAACUUAUUUCUUCAUAAAGGGAA